ACACAAACGAUUACACACAAUGAGGGAUCGGCAGUUUAAAUUAAAAUCAUUAUCGUCAUCAUCAAAUUGUGCCGGUUUUAAUUCCCGAUAUAUGCAUUUGUUUAUUUCAUUUACCAAAUUUUGCCAAGAGUCUUAAUGGAUCCGCAUACGUCUUUUCAGAUGCCCGACAUCGAACAAAGGAUAGAUGCGACGGACGAUGUGUCGCUUUGUCGAUUUCGCGAACAAGUGGUAUAUCCGCAGACCGCGCAGAACAAGGAAAAGCAAUGGUUGUAUAUCGUGAAUCAGGACGACCUGAAGCAAGGGAUACGCAUCGAGGUUUGCUUGAACGACGGUCAGGAGUGCAAUAUGAUCGAUGGCUUUGCCGAGGGCUACAAGACCACUUGUAAACAAAAGUUCAUCUAUCGAGAAUUGGCGGCGGUGGGAAACGAUGGUAACAUCAUCAAGGAUCAAUUUCGCUUUCCGUCGAGCUGCUGCUGUCACGUCAAGUUCAUCGGAGAUCCUACCGCCAGGCUGGGACUAAGACUAAACCUGCCAGCCAAUCGGACACAAUACAACAGACCGAACGUCUUCUCCACGUCAACAAUGUUCCGCUAAGAAAGCUAUAGGACGAACGAAAAGAGAGCAUGAGUGACGGUGUGGCUUUUUUUGUCUCAUUCGUGCCUAUGCGGACGUUCGGGAUGCAGUCGUAUCUUCGCACGUUAAGAUGUUCGACUGGAAUGACUGGUUGACCAAACUCUGAUUAAUUAAUCAAAUAAUUAUAUCAACCAACUCUAUCGUUAACCGUUAAAAUUAUUAACCGUUAACGGUAAAAUUAUUUUGUGUUUCGUACAUGGAAAAAAGUUUAGAGAGAUUAAGAGCAACGAAAUAUACAGUUGAAAAUUUUGCUGUAAACAAUUUCGUCGAUUAAAUUAAUUGUCGAGCUUGGUCGGAGUCGCCAGCGGUUUUGGUUACCCCUUUUUUUUCUUUCGUCAGAGAGAAAUAAAAACUACUUCCUGUCAUCGUUCUUUUUCUGCGUUCAGACCUCGCGCCUCAUGCUUUCUAUUUAUAUCUAUUUAUAUUGCGUCUACGAAUCGCGAAGGACCACCGCCGCGCCGUGCCGAGAGGGCGAAGAAGGAAGUUUGCGCACAAAGAAAGUCGCAAGCCGAGGACACGCGGCGAUGUUGAUUAACGGGAAACGGAACGGAGGUUUCUCCAUGAAGGAACUAGGCAGGUUUCAUAUAAAUAUCGCCAAAAUGCUCUCUUGUAUUAUUACGCAAACAAUAUUUGAAAAUAGGAUAAGAAUUACGUGUACAGAAUUAUAUUAUCAUAUGUGAUAUUAUGUGAUACGAUUACUUAUACGCUAAUUACUUAUCUACGUUGUAUUUUCUAAACCUUACAAAGUACGUUUACAAAUAAAGCGAUACAUUCUUCA
This is a messenger RNA of Temnothorax curvispinosus, 1411 nucleotides long. Its product is annotated as neurotrophin 1-like. Gene Ontology annotation, molecular function: growth factor activity; Toll binding. Gene Ontology annotation, biological process: innate immune response; central nervous system formation; regulation of Toll signaling pathway. Gene Ontology annotation, cellular component: extracellular region. The coding region runs from base 136 to 594 and encodes 152 amino acids. The transcript is spliced from 3 exons. NCBI's taxonomy places the organism in Eukaryota, Metazoa, Arthropoda, Insecta, Hymenoptera, Formicidae. The record is from RefSeq and is a predicted model, not a curated record.